Nematostella vectensis (starlet sea anemone) is the source of this 9309-nucleotide messenger RNA. Its product is annotated as tyrosine-protein phosphatase non-receptor type 23. Gene Ontology annotation, cellular component: endosome. Gene Ontology annotation, molecular function: protein tyrosine phosphatase activity; protein binding. The record is from RefSeq and is a predicted model, not a curated record. Gene Ontology annotation, biological process: protein dephosphorylation; protein transport to vacuole involved in ubiquitin-dependent protein catabolic process via the multivesicular body sorting pathway; early endosome to late endosome transport. Bases 63 to 8816 code for a protein of 2917 amino acids. NCBI's taxonomy places the organism in Eukaryota, Metazoa, Cnidaria, Anthozoa, Actiniaria, Edwardsiidae. The transcript has 39 exons.
CAAAAUUGCGCUUGCAUUUCGUCUUUCUCCGCUGUACGGAUACGUAAUGUUGGUCUAAAAAAAUGGAGGGCUGCCCUCGAUCUUCUAUGCUUUCUAUUGAUUUCAAAGAAUCCUUAGCCACAGAUCUAUCGACUCCUUUAAAAAAGUACAUCAGCGAACAUUACCAAGAAGAUCCGGAUAGCUACAAACAAGAAUGCUCUCAAAUCGAGCAACUACGAGCAGCAUGCCUUCAUCCAAGCAAAGACCAUUCUGGCUGCAGCAUACUGCGUCGGUACUUUGCACAAUUGCAAUUUUUACAGUCCAGGUUCCCUAUGGCAGAGGGUGGUGCUAUUCCUGUCCAGUUUACCUGGACUGACCUAUAUUCAGAGGAACCAAUAUCACUUGCUGAUGUAAGGUUUGAACAAGCUUCAAUAUUGCACAACUUAGGCGCAUUACAUUCUUUGCUUGGCAAAAAUGAAGACAGAACUGGAGAGGAGGGUAUGAAAGUGGCAUGCACACAUUUCCAGGCGGCUGCCGGUGUUUUUCAAUAUCUUAAGAAUACAACCAUGGUCCCACUAUCUGCUCUUAAACUGCCCUGGAUUUCAGAGGAUCAUUUUGCAACAGAAGCCUUUUUCGACAUGGCGUCCUGUCUUCUACAGCUGUACAUAAGUGUUAUGUUGGGUCAAGCCCAAGAAUGCCUUUUAGAGAAAUCAAUUCUAGAUGGACGGAAAGAUUCCCUAAUAGCAAGAAUAAGUGUCCAAGUCCAUGACUUUUACCAGGAAGGUCUUGCUUUUCUUGAGUCGCUAGGGUCAUCAUAUAUGGGUUCCAAGAAAGCAAAGAUCUGGACAAAGGCAUUGAAAAUCAAGGCUUGUCAUUAUAUGGCUGUGGCAUAUAUAUUUAUGUCGAAUAAUGCCAAUGAAAACCAGAAGUUUGGUGAAAAGGUCACUUAUUUAAAAGCAGCUUCAAAAAAACUUGGGGAAGCUCAAAAGCUUGUGAAGGGUCAGCCUGAGCGAACCCAAGAAAUCCUACAGUUCAUGGUAGAUGUUGUCAGUAACAAGCUAGAAGGUGCUGUUAAGGACAAUGACUUCAUAUACCAUGAGGUUGUUCCAGAAUUAUCUGCCCUACCUGAAAUUAAAGGUGCUUCUCUUGUCAAGCCAAUCCCCUUCCAGCCAAAUGACCCUAGUUUGGCUGGCCCAGACAUCUUCAAGCGUCUUAUACCGAUGGAGGCCCACACUGAUGCCUCACUCUACAGUGAAGAAAAGGCCAAACUUCUGAGGCGAUAUGGAGCCUCUAUUGAUGCAAAGAACAAAGCCUUGGGUCAAGCUCUUGCAAACCUUCAUAUUGAUGACCUGCUUCAGCCAGAUCAGAUUGAUACACUGCCUCCAAUGCUGAAGGAAAAGAAUGAAAUUUUGAGAUGUGACCCUGAAGAACUGGUUAAAAUAGAUCAAAAUAUUAAAGAUCUCCAAAAGUUGAGUGACAACAUCGAGAGUACUUUGAAGUCGGUUUCCUAUUUAAUUGAUGAAGAUGAAGAAAAAGAGAAUGAGGCCAAGGCAUUAUUUGGUCCAAUGCAGGCCCCAAAAGAACGAGAAGAAAUCAAGAGUGAGCUUGACAAAAACCUCAAAACCCACGCAAUAGCGUGCAAAACAAACAACGAGCUGAUGCGUGCCUACAAAUCGCAUUUGGCAAACUUGGAGCUACUUGCUGGACCUCAAGAAGUGCUUCUUGCCUCACUCCCUUCUCCAAACAUCAUAGAUUCACCAGUUGAUGAUGGGGCGGUGCAGAGGUUACGGGACUUGAUUGCGAAAGUUGAUCACAUGAAGUCUCAAAGGAAACAACUAGAGGAAGAUCUGCGUCGAGAGAUAAAUGCAGAUGACAUCACUGGACUUUUAGUAACCAGAGAAGAAGGCAGCAAACAAGCGUUUUUCGAUGAGCAGCUAAAGAAGCAUAGCCACACUUGUAGCCUCAUACAAGCCAAUCUUGAUGCGCAAGACAGGAUUCUAAGUGCACUGACUGAAGCCAACGCAAAGUAUGCUCCUAUGCGUCAAGCAGUGAAAGAAAACUCACAGAAACGAGAAGAUGUCGCCAAAGGCCUUAUUCUUUCGUACAAUGUACUUUGUGAGCUAAAAGGGAAAGUAAGCCGCGGUCUACAGUUCUUUCAGAAUCUUGAGGCCAAGGUUGACAAACUAGAGGAAAAGUGCAAAAACUUCUUCGAUCAACAUGGACAGGAAUUACAAAGAAAACUAGAAUCCAAAAAGAAAGCGACAGAAUCCUCCAGGCCACCAUCACGACCCACCGCAUCUAAACCAGAGUAUCUGACUCGCCCCCCUGAAAUCAACCCUCAAGGUCCAGUUCCGACCAUGUGGCCUGUCUCUGUACCUCCAGGCUUGACUGGCGCUAUGCCUCCUCGACCUUCUUUACCUAAUGUGCCUCAAGGGUUGCCUCAACAACCAGGCAAUCCUGGAAUCCUACCUGGCUCUCUACCUAAUACUACUGCUAUUAGCCAGGUCCAACCUCAUGUCCCUAGUCUCCCAUCAAGCCUGCCUACCACUGCUCCAGCACGUAGUCUUUACUCAUCAUCACAAGCAGUCCCGUUCCAGGUUCCUGGACCUUAUUUCCAAGCAAGUAUACCAUCUCCUGGUCCACCAACAGGCUAUCAUGGCCAGCCACCAUCAAGCAAUAUUUCGGCCUCUAUUCCUGGGACACUACCAUCACAUGUUCCUAGUUAUCAAGGACAACAACACAUCCCAGCUGAUCAGAGCAUCCACUCUGCUCCAAGGAUGUCAAAUACAAUACCUAUAAGGCCCGGCUCUCAAAUUGUUGAACCCUCUCAACCUAAUAACCAGAAUUUUCCGCUAACGCCGCCUCAUCAAGUAGGCCUAAGCCAGCAACAAGGACCUCAUUACAACAUGCCACCUCAACAACAACUUCGUCCAGCCGGACCUCGUUUAGAUGGACCAAGAGCCGGGACACCAGUGGGACAUCAGUCACAACCUAUGUCUCAACAAUUUAACCCCCAGCUAUAUCCGUACCAUGCCCCACCACCAUCACAGGUGCUAGGCAGACCCCAAAACCCCGACCAACAGGUGCGACAACCUGGUCCACCCAUACUGCAGGCCCAACCUCCCUUUUCUCAAGGCCCGCGGUCUGUUCAGCCAUUUCCUCCUCAAAAUGUCCAAAGCUCAAGUGGGCAACUAGUGAUGCAACCACAGUCAUGGCAACACCCUAAUUCUCUGGGAUAUGCGCAGCCGCAGAGAUUCCAACCACCUCUUGGACCACCACAGCCCAGACCUCCUCAAAGUCCUUUGAGACCAGAGCUGCCUAAUCAAGUUCAAAGCAAUCAGCGACCCAUGUCACCUCAGCAGUUUCCUCAAAGACCUCAAUUUCCUCCAUCAGGGACUUCACCUCAGGUUUCCCAGCCACAAUUUACCAUGCCACCUCCUCUGCAACCAACCACAAUUACGGCAGUGCCACAACCAAGACAUUUACAAACUGAAGGAAGCGGUCAACAACAAGGGACACCUGAUUCACGACAUGCUCCAAAUGUGAUACCCCCACAACAAUCCACUCAGCCUGGACAGCAAUCCAACUUUUUUUCCAGUCAGCAGCAACCCAAGCAAUUCCAACCACAAUUUCCAACUAGCCAGCAUUCCCAGCAACCAUUCCAAUCAGGACAAGCACCACAGCAAUUCCAGCAGCCAUUUCCAACAGAACAUCAACCCCAGCAGCCAUUUCGGCCUGGCCAACAAUGCCAGUACUCAACUAGAUCUGACCAACAGACGCAGUCGACAUUUCAACCAGGACACAAACACCAACAGCCGUUUCGGCCAGAGCAGCCAUUUCAACCAGGUCUGCAACCUCGUCAGCCAUUUCGGCCAGACCAGCAAUCCCAGCAGGCCUUUCGGCCAGAGCAACAGCCCCAACUACCAUUUCAACCAGGUCAGUCACCCCAACAACCAUUUCUGCCAGACCAACAAUCCCAGAAGCCAUUUCGGCCAGAGCAACAGCCCCAGCAGCCAUUUCGGCCAGGUCAGCAACCCCAACAGCCAUUUCGGUCAGUUCAGCCGCCCCAGCAGCCAUUUCGAGCAGACCAACAGACUCAGCAACCCUUCCAAUCAGGUCAACAGCCCCAUCAGCCAUUUCGGUCAGUUCAGCAGCCCCAGCAGCCAUUUCGGGCAGACCAACAGAAUCGGCAACCCUUCCAAUCAGGUCAACAACCCCAGCAGGCAUUUCGGCCAGGUCAGCAGCCCCAGCAGCCUUCUCGACCAGGGCAACAACCCCAGCAGCCAUUUCGGCCAGAGCAACAACCCCAGCAGCCAUUUCGGUCAGUUCAGCCGCCCCAACAGCCAUUUCGAGCAGACCAACAGACACAGCAACCCUUCCAGCCAGGUCAACAACCCCAACAGGCAUUUCGGCCAGGUCAGCAGCCCCAGCAGCCAUUUCGGCCAGAACAACAAUCCCAGCAGUCAUCUCGGCCAGGGCAGCAAUGUCAACCCCAAUUUCUACCAGAUCAACAACCAUUACAGCCCUACAGAGCAAUCCAGUUAACACAGCGGCAACAACAACAAGAAUCAGAUCAACAACAACAAGAACGAAUGCUUAAACCCCUCGUUGCACCAACAUCUCAGCUUUCCAGAGUAGAGCAAUACACUCCGACUGCAAUGAAUCCCCUCCAAAGUCGACCAACUAGGGCGGACUCCCAUUCAGUAAGACAGCCAAUAGACCCCCCGCAAGUGACAUAUCAAGACUACCUAGGUGGUUCUAUCAACAGAUCACUCACCUGUACACCGGCGGUAACGACAACAAGCCAAGAUUCAAGACCCCCUAGCUAUCCUGAAACAGGAGCACGUGUCAGCCACAGUAAUGAACAGGUGUGGCCCUUGGCACCCACAGCACCGGCACAGCAAGACCCUAGGUCAUCACCAGUAUCCGACUAUCAGACAAGCUACUCUGUAAACUUGGCCCAGGCCCAGCUCAAUCAAUAUAACUAUGCUAAUGCUCAGCAACAGCAGCAACAACAGUUCCAGGAAUUCCAGCGGGAAAUGAUGAUGCAACAACAGAGUAUGAUGUUCCAGCUCCAGGAGAUGUUGAGAGUGCAGCAGACCGUACAGCAUGCGCACGAGGUGACAGAUCAUGGCCAGGUCAGUCUGCUGAUGCAACAAAUACUCGAGCAGCAGAAGAAGCUUGCAGAUUUGGAGCAGAAAAUCAAGGAAAAGACACACGAGGAAGCAACUCCAGAGGAAAGACAAGAAAGUAUUGGUUCGACUAAUUCGAUGCUGAUAACUGGCGAAACAACAGAGGGCAAGAAGAUGGAGAAUCAAGCAGUACCUAGAUCUGAUACAAAUAGCCAAGAAGAAACUCCAAGUAACACCAUAGGUAUUCCAAGUGAUCCAGAAAGCAAUCCACAAAGUAUUCCAACUGAAGGACCAAGCAAGCCUGUGGUUCCUAAUUAUGACAGCUCGCUGUUCUCGGAAUUUGCCGCAAGAUUGGUACCUCAUGAGUCAGAAACGGCAUACUCUGCAGACAAGAAACAUAGUUAUGACGACCUUGAAGAUUGCUUAUGUGAAGACCAUGGUGUUGAAGAUGAUGGGGUAGGGGAACACCCUAUCGACCCUACAGGAAGUGAUGAUGGUGAUGAUAGCUACCUAAAAGGUAACGACGACAACGCAGACAAUGCAUCGAAAGAAGAUUUGUCCCCAAAGAUUGACACCCCUACAGCCUCGAAUGAUGAGAAGGCCGAUGAAAAAGAAACUCUAGAUGUAAACAACGAAACCAAAGAGCCACAAAACCAACCUCAACACGUUGAAUAUCACUACGAGCCUGGCAGUCUACCUAGCCCCGGAUAUCACUCUAGUGAACCGCCACCAACACCACCAGCAGAUUACCCGACUGAUGAAGAUGGUGACAAGCCACCCCUUCACCGACAGUGGGGUCAUUACUAUUACACACAAAUGUCCAGGAUUGGCCAAGAGGCCAACAAUAAAUAUAUUAGCAAGGAGGAGGUACUGCAAGGGCUGGUGUCUGCUAUUGAGGGAUUCGAGGGAGUUGUGGACUCGCUUGCCGACAGGAAACCCGGCACCAUUAUGGACGGUUUCACUGCCGAGUGGAAGGAACUCGAACGUUUGCAAGAGUACGAUUCUUCAAAAUUGACUACACAUGCAGCUAAAAUGAAUAACACCAAGAACCGAUAUCGAGACAUACACCCAUGGGAUCACACGCGAGUUUUACUAACUACCAAGGAAAACGGAGACUACAUUAAUGCUAGCUACAUAAAGGAAACAACACCUAUGUCUCCGCCUUUCAUCGCCACUCAAGGACCAAUUGCAUCCACACUAGCCGACUUUUGGCUGAUGGUUUGGGAGCAGCAGUCUCCCGUCAUCGUCAUGUUGACAAAAGAGGUGGAAGGCAACAAGCUCAAAUGUCACCAGUAUUGGCCAAUUGACGAAGGCCACACGAAUCUGUUUGGUCCUAUGAGGGUUUCCCUCAAGAGCCUCACGUCCUCACCCGGCUGGAUCCGCAGGGUCAUGCAUAUCCAGCAUAAUGAUAGCCAGGAGACGCUUCUGGUAACAAUGUUGCAGUUCAUACUGUGGCCUGACUAUGGUGUGCCCAAGUCACCUGAAGACCUGAUAGCCUUCAUGGGCGAGGUGGAAACAUGCUACACCGAAACAGAAGGCGAAGGUGGCAAGCCUAUAAUCCUGCACUGCAGUGCUGGUGUGGGUCGCACGGGAACGUUCUGUGUCAUAUUCUCCGCAAUUAGGGAAUUCACCGCUCACAAUGGAAUAAUCAACAUCCCUAGAAUGGUCCGCACACUACGGCAACAACGAAAAUACAUGGUACAGAAAAAGGAACAAUAUGAAAUGUGUUAUCGAACAAUCGCGUUCUUUGCUCGACAGUAUGUUGACUUCGAACGGAUAUCCGAAUUCCCAAAAGAAAGUUUAUCAACGACCGCUACGUCCACUAAACCCACCAGCGCGUUUUCAGAAGAGGUCGUCGAGGUUCCGACCACACACAGGGAACAAGAGGUCGCCAGGCCCGGGCCGCCGGGAAGGUCCCAGGCGCCAAGUGAACAAGCCGUAUCUAUCGACUUGAAAUCAAAGAAGAUCCGCUUUAUCGGAGAACUUCAGUCCGAUGACUCACUUGAUGAUGAUGCGAGCAGCGAUAAAAAGGGGCCGGACCUUCCUGAUUCAUGUAGCACGGAGACCAUCUCGCAUAGGUAUUGCGAGGGAACACUUGAUACAGACGCAGCCCUCCCUCGAACAAGCAGUCUGGAUCCACAGCCCCCUAAAACAGACGAGAGUGAACGUCGUGAACCAUCCGCUACCACGCCGCGCCAAAACGCACAGACGGAGACAAAGGGAGGAUUGAAUGAGGGGUUGGUUCCUUCCCAUUACACACCGCAAGCUUCAGUUAGCGAGGAUUCAUCACAACCGACAGUGGCAUCAACUGCGAUAAUGAGUACUUCCCCCGUAACAGGUGUCAUUUCAUCACCGUUAUCUACCUCAGAAAAGCCUCGACUAGAUGACAAAGCCCGUGCUGAAUCUUCUCAGGCUGAAUUACCCGAUGUAUCGGUGCCUUCCUCGAAAUGUGACGAAUCACAGGAUAUCGUACAGGCGCCCGAGGAGCCGCCGUCACAAGUGGCCGGUGCUUUGCAAGUGGAAAAAAAGACGCCGCUAAAUACAACAGAAAAUCAGAAGGAGAUUGAGUCACCUUCAUGUGAUGAGAUAUCGUCAGAAGCAAUAUCGCAGCUAAGCAGGACAUCGCAUCAGGCAGUUGCCACCCAAGCCGAGCCUUCAUCGGCAGAUUCGAUUACUUCUCCAGACUGUCUACAACAAGAACAACCAUCGACCUCUGACCGUAGCACAUUACCCGAACCCUUAUCGACAAUUAAAAAUACUUCGCCUGAGUCUCUACCAGCUGGCGAAUCAUUAUCGACUUCCGACCGUUCAAGUAGUACCUUACCUGAACCUUCAACUACAGAUGCGACGACUUCGCAUCACGAGUCUCUACCGGCUGCCGAACCAUUAUCGACUUCCGACCGUUCAAGUAGUAUCUUACCUGAACCUUCAACUACAGAUGCGACGACUUCGCAUCACGAGUCUCUACCGGCUGCCGAACCAUUAUCGACUACCGACCGUUCAAGUACCUUACCCGAACCCUCAAAUACAGAUGCGACGACUUCGCGUCACGAGUCUCUACCGGCUGCCGAACCAUUAUCGACUUCCGACCGUUCAAGUAGUAUCUUACCUGAACCUUCAACUACAGAUGCGACGACUUCGCAUCACGAGUCUCUACCGGCUGCCGAACCAUUAUCGACUACCGACCGUUCAAGUACCUUACCCGAACCCUCAACUACAGAUGUGACGACUUCGCACGAGUCUCUACCGGCUGCCGAACCAUUUUCGACUUCCGACCGUUCAAGUACUUUACCCGAACCCUCAACUACAGAUGCGACGACUAGGCACGAGUCUCUAACGGCUGGCGAACCAUUAUCGACGUCUGGUGUUUCGUAUAAACCGUUAUCCGAACCCUCAUCGCUCGAGUCUCUACCUGCUGACGAACCACCAUCGAUUUCACGCCAUUUAAGCAAUACAUCUUCCGAACCCAUAUCUGGGGAUACGCCUAUCCCAACCGAGCCUGCACCAGCCGACGAACCAAUAUCGACUCCUGACUAUUCAAGUCCCAAACCCGUUGAGCAGUGUGAUCAGGCCGUUUUAGGUGCUAACAUUGAAUUAAAGGUUCCUUCCGAGGCAGUGAUGACGAGUUCUGAUCUAAACGUCGAUUCUAGAGAGAGUGAAAAUAAUUCAUCUCAGAAGUCAGCGAUGGCCGAUGAUGGCCGAUGACGACAAAAACCAAGAGGGUGUGCCACCAGUCCAAAGCAGUGAAAAAAACGAUGUAACGGACAAGAAUCCGGCAGAUUGACCAAUUGUCCAAGAAUUUUGCCUGAUGGAUCUCAAAUUAUCACAUAAAGGCAAUCCGCCUAGCUUGUAGAUUAUAAACACUCUAAAAGGAGUACAAAAUAUUACAGUACAAAUUAUUAGAACAAAGUAAUGCAUAUUCACAGGAAUAUGUGAUCUUGCUUAAAAAACAUAUUUGGAAUAGUACGCUGUACAGUUAAGCACGACCAAACUACCCUUCCUUGACUGGUGCAUGAACUCAUCGGGGGCGUGUCUUAGUACUUAAGCCACCAGGGCACAAUUUGAACGGUAUAUCGGAACAACACCCCCAGAAAAAUACUUCAAACCCUAGAACAUCACGUUUAUUUCUGGUUGCAAUUUUUGCUAUGAAUUAAAGUAAGUUAAGAAUAAUUCCCGAAUAAAUUCCGCAGUAUUUAAA